GUAACACUUUCUGUGUCCCUGAGUAACAGUUCUGUGUCCCUCAGUAACAAUUCUGUGUCCCUGAGUAACAGUUCUGUGUCCCUGAGUAACAAUUCUGUGUCCCUGAGUAACAAUUCUGUGUCCCUCAGUAACAAUUCUGUGUCCCUCAGUAACAAUUCUGUGUCCCUCAGUAACAAUUCUGUGUCCCUAGUAACAAUUCUGUGUCCCUGAGUAACAGUUCUGUGUCCCUGAGUAACAAUUCUGUGUCCCUGAGUAACAAUUC
Molecule: messenger RNA, 262 nt
Organism: Staurois parvus
Lineage: Eukaryota; Metazoa; Chordata; Amphibia; Anura; Ranidae
Source: the annotation of a GenBank genome assembly